Molecule: messenger RNA, 1800 nt
Organism: Paecilomyces variotii
Lineage: Eukaryota; Fungi; Ascomycota; Eurotiomycetes; Eurotiales; Thermoascaceae
Product: putative ferulic acid Esterase/Feruloyl esterase
Exons: 5
Coding region: 1-1641 (546 amino acids)
Source: RefSeq, a predicted model, not a curated record
AUGAGAGCGUUCAAUUGGUCCAGUUUCGCACUGGGUAUUGGCACCAUCAAUGCAUUUACCUGCGACCCGACUUCACUUCAGGAGUACCUUGGAUCUGGGAUCAGUGUGACUUCAGCAAAAUACUUGGCGAAUAAUGCUACUUUUGAAGUUCCCUCGAGCGAUAUCGGCUUCCCGACAUCCCCUACCAAUCUCCCGGCCCUCUGUGCCCUCGAAGUGAAAGUGCCCUCAACCAGCAAUUCGUCUUAUAGCUUUGGGCUUUUCCUUCCAGAUGACUGGAAUGGCCGUUUCUUGGCCGUUGGGAAUAGCGGCUUCGCCGGAGGCAUCAACUGGUUAGACAUGGGAGCCGGUGUGAAAUAUGGGUUCGCAACCAUCUCCACCGAUACUGGCCAUAGCAGCACAUUACUCGACGCAAGCUGGGCCGAGAACGAUCCCGAAGCGUUCGUUGACUGGUCCUAUCGUGCGUUACAUGGAUCAGUCCUCGUAGCCAAAGAUUUAACCCAGAAGUAUUAUGGGAAGGGUCCUGCGUUCAGUUACUACACAGGUUGUUCCACCGGUGGCAGGCAGGGCUUGAAGGAAGCCGAAAUAUUUCCCGAUGACUUUGACGGUAUCGUAGCAGGAGCCCCUGCUUGGUGGACUGUGCAUCUGCAGCUCUGGAACAUGAAAGUUGGGAUGUAUAACUUACCAACAGAUGCUCCCCAUCAUAUUCCUCAGGAGCUAUUUCCAAUUAUCGGCGCGGAGGUAUUGAGACAAUGCGAUGGCUCAGAUGGUGUGAUCGACAAUAUUAUCUCCGACCCAAGGUGCUGCAAUUUCGACCCUGAGACCCUACUCUGUCCAGGAACCACUGCUGGUGGAUGUUUAACUAGCCCUCAACUUGAUACACUCUACCAUCUGUAUGGGGACUGGGUUGAAGCGAACCAGACGUUUGUAUUCCCACACCUGGAACUUGGAAGUGAAGGGAACUGGGGCAUGCUUCUUGGUUCAGACGAGCCAACCACUCUCGGCACCGACUAUGUCAAGUAUGUGCUCGGACUCGGCUCGAAUUGGACAUGGCAAGAUUUCAACCCCAGUGUCCUUGCCCUAUCUGAAAAGCUAAACCCGGGCAAUGCCACUGCUGGAUUCGAUCUUUCAGCAUUCUCAAAGAAGGGUGGCAAGAUCCUUCAUUAUCACGGUCUUUCGGAUGGCGCUAUCGCUGCUGGUAGUAGCUUGUACUACUAUAACCAUGUCCUUAGAACGCUGAAGCCGAGAGGUAUCGAUCUGGACGGCUUCUAUCGCUACUUCAUGGUCCCGGGUCUAGAACACUGCACAGGCACUUCAUCUACCAUGAAUGCGCCCUGGUACUUCGCAGGCGCAAAUCAGGCAGGGGCACUAGGAACCGGCGUCAGCAGCGUACCUGGAUUUGCUGACGCAGAACAUGACGUCCUCCUCGCCAUGAUGGCGUGGGUUGAAAGGGGCCAGGCACCAGAGUAUAUCAUCGGAACCAAAUGGAACAAUGAUACGCUCCAGGAUGAGGUGGCUAGACAGAGACCAUUGUGCAUGUAUCCGAAACAGGCGAUGUAUAUUGGGACGGGCGAUGUAGAUGAUCCGCAGAAUUGGGCAUGCGAGAUGCUCUACGGGGGAAAUGGAUUGCGAAAGAAUAAUUGAGUUCCUCAACUUGAUUGAUGUGUCAAAUAGCCAGAUAUCCGAUUGCAUUAAAAACUCAAUUUGGCGAAGACUCUCCGAACGGCCGGCUUCAUUUCUUGAAGCUCAGUCUACGUGCCCAGUUCUUGACUCGGUCAUGUUUAGCUAGCACAUUCUCAUAAU